This is a messenger RNA of Hyaloscypha bicolor E, 692 nucleotides long. RefSeq lists its product as uncharacterized. The coding region runs from base 96 to 356 and encodes 86 amino acids. The transcript has 2 exons. The record is from RefSeq and is a predicted model, not a curated record. Lineage: Eukaryota; Fungi; Ascomycota; Leotiomycetes; Helotiales; Hyaloscyphaceae.
GGCUUUUCUAGCCUGCAUUCACACUGUCCAGUUGUUGCUCGCUAGACAACGAGAAUCUUGCUUGGAUCAUCGGUACCUAACACCCCACAGUCAAAAUGAGUGAAAAAAACCACGUUGAUAAUCACGACUUUGUCGUCGGCGAUAAGAAGCCAGGAGUUGACGAUUACGGAAAGGAGUAUAAGUACUCCCCCGGUGACAAAGUAUGGCUGUGCGUCUCCGGCCAGCGCGAGGGACCUUAUAAGGUUGAAUUGGCUGAGGAUGGAAAGUAUACUCUGUGCGAUGAGUAUGGGAUCUCUGCGAAGGGCGGGAAUGCUUUUGAUGAAGGCGACUUGGAGCUACACGAUCCAUUUAACUAAGCGAAGGAAAUCUGUAUCUACUUGUUUUCUACGUAUCCCACAGAGUUUCUAGGGUUUAACAUUGGACGGUUCAAUUACACAGAGUUUUCACUGUGCGUACGUAUGAGGAAUGUCCGAGUCGUCCAUUCAAAUGGGCCAUUGGCCCCGUCCCUGGACGAAUCGCCUCUCAACACCUGAAGUAUUGUUGACAGUGGAUCUGGCUCACCACCCCGCUGAGAAUCGUGACUAAGUGGAAGAAGCACCCGUCCUGGGAAUGUAGACGGCUGCCUGGUGACAAGAAUCUUAAUCGUAUCCUCUGUCCAUCGAUUCCCCUCGUCCUGCAGCUCUUUUGGGACC